Messenger RNA from Oryza brachyantha (malo sina), 1428 nucleotides. Its product is annotated as UPF0481 protein At3g47200-like. NCBI's taxonomy places the organism in Eukaryota, Viridiplantae, Streptophyta, Magnoliopsida, Poales, Poaceae. The record is from RefSeq and is a predicted model, not a curated record. The transcript is spliced from 2 exons. The coding region runs from base 1 to 1428 and encodes 475 amino acids.
AUGGCGGCGUCCGUCGACGGGAAGAAGAGGGCGUGGGUGGCCGACCUGGAGAGAGGCCUCGCAGGCGGCGGCGGCGCCGACGCGCGCACGGAGUUCGCGCUGUGGGCGAGGCACUCCGUCCACCGCGUGCCGGCCGCCGUCAGGGAGCUGCACCCGCACGCGUACCGGCCGCAGGUGGUGUCGCUGGGCCCCUUCCACCACGGCGACGAGCGCCUGCUGCCCAUGGAGCGGCACAAGCGCCGCGCCGUCGCGCACCUCCUGCGGCGGUCGGGAAGGACGGCGGGGGAGCUCGUCCCGGCCGUGGAGGCCGUGGCGCCGCAGCUGGAGGACGCGUACCAGGACCUCGGCGACGAGUGGCGGGGUGAGCAGAACAGGGAGAGGUUCUUGGAGGUGAUGGUCACCGACGGGUGCUUCCUGCUGGAGAUGAUGAGGACGGCGAAGCGCGGCGGCGGCGGCAUGCCGGACGAAGCGAGCAGCGUCUACGCGCCCAAUGACCCUGUAUUCGGCCGCCAUGGCGCGUUGUACGUGGUGCCGUACGUCCGCCGCGACAUGCUCAUCGUCGAGAACCAACUGCCCCUCCUCCUCCUUCACAAGCUCGUCGCCGUCGAGAGCGGCAGAGUCCCCGACGACAUGGGACAAGUGGAAUAUCAAGUCAACAAGAUGGUACUGAGGUUUAUCUCGCCGUCGUGCAACUCGCCGCCGCCGGCGAAGGAACGCAGCGAGCUCCACCCGCUCGACCUCUUCCGCAGGAGCCUUCUCAGUGGCCCCUACCAGCGAACACGCGCCGCCGCCGCGAGGGAUGCGGACGGCCACGACGAGGAUGCCAGCGACAUCAUCCGGUCGGCCACGGAGCUCUACGAGGCGGGAGUCCAGUUCAGGAGGAGCAAGACGACAAGCCUCCACGACGUCGCCUUCCGCCGCGGCGUCCUCAGCCUCCCGCUCCUCGUCGUCGACGACUCCACCGAGUACACGCUCCUCAACCUGAUGGCAUUCGAGCGGCUCCACGCCGGCGCCGGCAACGACGUGACGUCCUACGUCUUCUUCAUGGACAACCUCAUCGACUCGGCCCGCGACGUGGCGCUGCUCACCUCGAAGGGGAUCAUACAGAACGCCGUCGGCAGCGACAAGGCGGUGGCGGCGCUGUUCAACGGCCUCUCCAGGGACGUCCCGCUGGGCACCGGCGGCGAGCUCGACGCCGUCCAGAGGGCGGUGAACACGUACUGCCGGAAGCCGUGCCACGUGUGGCGCGCCAACCUGGUGCACACCUACUUCCGGAGCCCCUGGGCGUUCAUGUCCCUCGCCGCCGCCGUCUUCCUCCUCGCCCUGACCGUCACGCAGACCGUCUACACCGUCCUGCCGUUCUACAAGGGCGGCAGUGGCGCCGGCGGCACUUCGCCGUCGUCGUACGCUGCUCCGGCUCCACGUUGA